GUAAAACAAUUAUCUUAUUUGCUUUAUCAUUAGCCAAUUCAUGAAAGCACUUUGAAAGAAUAAAUCUUACCACGAAAUAUUUUUAUUAAAAAAAUAUAUUACGCUACGCAAAAAGCAGUUUUUAUUUUAGAUUUCAAAAUUUUAACUAACAUGGCUACAAAUGCUGAACAUAAGACAAUAGCUAUAAAUGUUUAUAAAAAGACUGUCAAAGUUAAAAGUAAAAAAGAUAAUGACGAGUAUCCGCGUGCUGAACUGAAGGACGGAAAAUAUCAACUUCCGUGGAAAACUGAUGCAGAGCCGCCAGAUGGUUGGGCUAACUUUAAAUCGUUCUUUUUUCCAGAUUCUAGUGGGGUACCAAAUGAUGAGAAGUUAAAUGAAGAACCAUUAAUGCAACUUACAAAAGCUGAUCCUCAGCAAAUAGAAAACCCGCCAGAAAAUGGUAUUCGGGUAACAUGGCUUGGUCAUGCCAGUGUUUUGUUUCAAUUAGACAGUGCAAAUCUUUUAGUUAAUCCAAAUUUUAGUGCAAGGGGAAUCAAGUAUUAUCAUCCUGGGGAUAAUAAAAGAUACCGACAACCUGUUUAUAGUGUUGAACAGUUGCCACGCAUCGACUGUGUAUUUAUUACAAACACUCAUUUUGAUUACUUAGACUUAUCGUCAGUUCGACAGCUCAACAAUCGCUUUGGUAAGAUGCUUUUAUGGUAUGUGCCUAUGGGAGUUUGUGAUUGGAUGAAAAAGGCUGGUUGUGUCAAUGUUGUAGAAAUGGAUUGGUGGAAAAAGGAUCAAAUUGAAUUUAUUGAUAGCGCUAUUGUUGAUAAAGAUGAUGAAACAAAAACUACUGUUUUUACCAUUGCAUGUACGCCAUCACAAAGUUAUCACAAUCGUGCUUUUGAUGAUGACAAUGCAGUGUUAUGGUGCAGUUGGGUUAUUUGUAGUUCACGUUACAAAAUUUUUGUGUCAGGUUCAACUGGGUAUGCUAAAGUUUUUCAAUCUAUUGGGAAAAAAUAUGGUCCAUUUCACAUAGCUGCACUACCUAUUGGUGGUUAUGAUCCAAAAUCUAGAAAUGGUUAUGGAAAUCUUACUCCUGAACAAGCUGUACAAGUUCAUAAAGAUAUUUUAGCCAUGCACACUUUAGCAUUAUCUUGGGGAACAUUUACACUAAGUAGUGAGCAUUACCUAGAACCUCCACAUCGCUUAAAUGAUGAGUUAAAAAAAUCUGGAUUAUCUAAUACACAGUUUUUUGUCCUCAAACAUGGUGAAUCAAGACUCAUUAUUAUAAACGACCUUUUGAAAGAAGAUGCUAAUGGAUAUAUAAAAAAAAAGACUACUGAAACAGAAUCUCAAGCCAAUAACAUCAUUAAAGAAACACAGACAGAAGAACAAAAUAAUAGUAAAACUGAAAAAAGCCUAUUAUUAGAAAACCAUUUAAAAAAAAAUAGUUUUGAGAGUCCACUUGUAAAGAACAAAGAAGAGCAUCUUAUAAAUGUAGAGUUUGGAACUAAUGAUGUGCUUUCACAAAAUGAUGCAACAAAAAAUAGAGUGAAAAUAAUAGAAGGAGAAUUAAAUGAUGAAUUACUAAAAAAUGUUGUAAAAGAAACUCAACAAAAAGAUCAUGGCUGUGACUGUUGUAAUCAGCAUACUAAAGAAUUAUUGACUGAAGUUCCUGUAGCAAUUGCAUGUCCUAGUGAGGUUUUUUCAGAGAGUAGUGUUCAAGAAAAUGAAACAAAAUCAGAAACACAACAAUAUGUAACAUCUGAUAAAAUUAUUAAAGAAACUGUUCAAGUUGAAUAUCAAGUUGACCAUCAUUUAGAUGAUCAUAGCCAUCAUGCCAAAAUGAAGCAUCCAUUGAAUAAAGGCAAUAUAUCAAUUGCAUGCCCCAGUGAUUUGUUUUUAGAAUAUGAGAUUAUUGAUAACAAAAAGGAAGAGAAAAUCGAAACUGGAGAAAAUCAAACUUUAGGCAACAAUGUUGUUGUAGAAAAACAAAAAGAAGAACACUACAAUGACCAAAAUCAUAAUUAUCCAUUGACAGAAGACCCAUCAACAGUCACCUGCAAUAGUGAGCCAUUUGCAAAAACUAAUAUAAAAGAAAACAAAACAGAAAAAGUAAUUGAAACAAAACCACAUCAAGCUUCACUUAAUAGUGUUGUAAAUGAAACACAAAAAGAAGAACAUCUUUAUGAACAAAACCAUGGUAUUAAAAUUAAGCAUUUAUCUGCAGGAGGCCCAGUUACCUGCACUAGUGAGGUGCUCUCAGAAAUUGGCAUUAAAAAAGACAAAACAGAAGAAAUUGAAAUCAAUCAACAUCAAGUGUCAGUUAACAAUAUUGUUAAUGAAACAAUUGAAAAAAUAACAGACAAUGACCAUAAACAAAAUAUGGAUAUAGAUCAUUUUAUAGCUGAAAAAACUAUGAGAAUUACAUACACUGAUAUGUUUUCAGAAUAUGACAUUAUUGAAGACAAAACGGAGGAAUCAAUUGAAACAAAUCAAAAUGAAAUACAGCAAAAACAACACAAUGAAAAUAAACAUAUUACAUUGGCUGAAAAUCUAAUAGCAGUUACCUACAGAAGUGAAGUGUUUUUAGAAAGCAGUAUGAAAGAAGACAAAACAGAAGACAAAAUUGAAUCUGUAAAAAAUCAAUCAUUAGUUGAUAUUAAAGAGAUACAACAAGAAGAAGAGCAUGAUGAACAUAAACAUGAUACAGAAAUUAAAAAUGCUUUGAAAGAAGAACUAUUGGUAGUUGCUAGCACUAGUGAGGUGUUUUCAGAAAACAAAAUUGACAGCGAAACAGAAGACAAUAUUGAAUCUGAAAAAGAUGACUCAUCUGUUGAUAAUAGUGUUAAAGAAACACAACAAGAAAAAGGACAUGAUGAGCAUAAACAUACAGAAGUUGUAAAUAUUUUGAAAGAAGAACCAGUGGUAGUUGUUAGCACUAGUGAAGUGUUUACAGAAAGCUACAUUGACAACAAAACAGAAUACAAUAUUGAAUCUGAAAAAGAUGACUCAUCUGUUGAUAAUAGUGUUAAAGAAACACAACAAGAAGAAGGACACAAUGAACGUAAACAUACAGAAGUUGUAAAUAUUUUGAAAGAAGAACCAGUGGUAGUUGCUAGCACUAGUGAGGUGUUUACAGAAUGCUACAUUGACAGCAAAACAGAAGACAAUAUUGAAUCUGAAAAAGAUGACUUAUUUGUUAAUAUCAGUGUUAAAGAAACACAACAAGAAAAGGGACAUGAUGAACAUAAACAUACAGAUAUUGUAAAUAAUUUGAAAGAAGAACCAGUGGUAGUUGCUAGCACUAGUGAGGUGUUUACAGAGAGUUACAUUGACAACAAAACAGAAUACAAUAUUGAAUCUGAAAAAGGUGACUCAUCUGUUGAUAAUAGUGUUAAAGAAACACAACAAGAAGAAGGACACGAUGAGCAUAAACAUGUUGAAAUUGUGAAUAUUUUGAAAGAAGAACCAGUGGUAGUUGCUAGCACUAGUGAGGUGUUUUCAGAAAACAAAAUUAAUGACGAAACAGAAUACAAUAUUGAAUCUGAAAAAGGUGACUCAUCUGUUGAUAAUAGUGUUAAAAUAACACUACAAGAAGAAGGACACGAUGAACGUAAACAUACAGAAAUUGUGAAUAUUUUGAAAGAAGAACCAGUGGUAGUUGCUAGCACUAGUGAGGUGUUUUCAGAAAGCUACAUUAACAGCAUAACAGAAUACAAUAUUGAAUCUGAAAAAGAUGACUCAUCUGUUAAUAAUAGUGUUAAAGAAACGCGACAAGAAGAAGGGCAUGAUGAACAUAAAAAUGGUAGAGAAAUUGAAUAUUCAUUAAAAGAAGAGCCGAUGGUGGUUGUUAGCACAAGUGAAAUGUUUUUAGAAAGCAACAUUGACAACAAAGCACAAGACAAUAUUAAAUCUGAAAAAGAUCAAUUAUCAGUUGAUAAUAAUGUUAAAGAAACACAACAAAAAGAACGCCAUGAGCAUAAAUAUGAUACAGAAACUAAAAAUAUUUUGAAAGAAGAACUAGUGGUAGUUACUAGCACUAGUGAGGUGUUUUCAGAAAGCAACAUUGAAGUCAAAAUAGAAGACAAUAUUGAAUCUGGAAAAGAUCAAUCAUCAGUUGGUAUUAAUAUUAAAGAAACACAACAAAAAGAAAAACAUAAUGAACUGAAACAUGAUACAGAAAUUGAAGAACCAGUGGUAGUUGCUAGCUCAACUGAAGUGUUUUCAGAAAGCAACAUUGAUGACAAAACAGAAUCUGAAAAAGAUCAAUUAACAGUUGAUAAUAAUGUUAAAGAAACACAACAAGAAGAACGGCAUGAGCAUAAACAUGAUACAGAAAUUAAAAAUACUUUGAGAGAAGAACCAGUGGUGGUUACUAGCACUAGUGAGGUGUUUUCAGAAAGCAACAUUGAAGUCAAAAUAGAAGACAAUAUUGAAUCUGAAAAAGAUCAAUCAUCAGUUGAUAUUAAUGUUAAAGAAAUAAAACAAGAAGAACAGCAUGAUGAACUGAAAUAUAAUACAGAAAUCAAUAGAACUUUAAAAGAAGAACCAGUGGUAAUUGCUAGGGCAAAAGAAAUGUUUUCAGAAAGCAAAAUUGAGGACAAAACAAAAGACAUUAUUGAAUCUGAAAAAAAUCAAUCAUCAGUUGAUAAUCAUGUUAAAGAAAGACAGUAUAAAGAACAGCAUGCUGAAUAUAAACAAAAUACAGAAAUUGAAAAUACUUUGAGAAAAGAUGCAGUGGUGUUUGCAAGCUCUAGUGAAGUGUUUCCAGAAAACAACAUUGCUGACAAAACAGGUUCUGAAAAAGAUCAAUCAUUAAUUGAUAUUAAUGUUAAAGAAUCUCAACAAGAAGAAGGACAUGAUGAACUUAAAUAUGAUACAGAAAUCAAAAAUACUUUAAAAGAAGAACCAGUGGUAGUUAUUUGCGCCAGUGAAGUGUUUUCUGAAAGCAAUAUUGAGGACAAAACAGAAGACAAUAUUAAAUCUGGAAAAGAUCAAUCAGCAGUUGAUAAUAAUGUUAAAGAAACACAACAAGAAGAACAUCAUGAUGAACAUAAACAUGUUACAGAAAUAGAAAAAACCUUAAAAGAAGAACCAGUGGUGGUUGCUAGCACUUAUGAGGUGUUUCUAGAUAGCAACAAUGAAGACAAAACAGAAUCUGGAAACGACCAAUCAUCAGUUGAUAAUAAUGUUAAAAAAACACAACAAGAAGAAGAGCAUGAUGAACAUAAACAUGUUACAGAAAUACAACAAGAAGAACAGCAUGAUGAGCAUCAUAAAGAACAGCAUGAGAAACAUACUCAUGGUACAGAAAUAGAAAAUAAGUUGAAAGAAAAAUCAUUGGUAGUUGCUAGCGCUGUUGAGGUUUUUUCAGAAAACAAUAUUCGGGACAAAACCGAAGACAUUAUUGAAUUUGAAAAAGAUCUAUCAUCAGUUGACAUUAAUGUUAAAGAAACACAACCAGAAGAACAAUAUGAUGAACAUAAACAUGAUACAGAGAUCAAAAAUACAUUAAAAGAAGAACCAGUGGUUGUUGCUAGCACUAGUCAGGAAGAUAUUACUGAAUCUGAAAAAAAUCAAUCAGAUGGUAUUAUUAUCAAAAAAACACAACAAGAAGAACAUGAUGAACUUGAACAUGAUACAGAAAUCGAUAAUACUUCUAAAGAUGAACAUGUAGUGGUUGCUAGCACUAAUGAGGAAUCUGCAAAAGAUCAAUUAUCAAUUAAUAUUAAUGUUAAAGAAACGCAAAAAGAAGAAAGACAUGAUGAACUGAAACCUGAUAGAAAAAUCGAAAAUACUUUGAAAGAAGAACCAGUGGUAGUUGCUAGCACAAGUGAAGUGUUUUCAGGAAGCAAUAUUGAUAAAAAAACAGAAUCUGAAAAAGAUCAAUUAUCAGUUGAUAACAAUGUCAAAGAAAUACAACAAGAAGAACAUCAUAAUAAGCAUAAACAUGAUACUGAAAUCGAGAAUACAUUAAAAGAAGAACCAUUGGUAGUUGCUAGCUCAACUGAAGUGUUUUCAGAAAGCAACAUUGAUGACAAAACAGAAUUUGAAAAAGAUCAAUUAUCAAUUGAUAACAAUGUCAAAGAAAUACAACAAGAAGAACAUCAUGAUGAGCAUAAACAUGAUACUGAAAUUGAGAAUACAUUAAAAGAAGAACCAUUGGUAGUUGCUAGCUCAACUGAAGUGUUUUCAGAAAGCAACAUUGAUGACAAAACAGAAUCUGAAAAAGAUCAAUUAUCAGUUGAUAACAAUGUUAAAGAAAUACAACAAGAAGAACAUCAUGAUGAGCAUAAACAUAAUACUGAAAUCGAGAAUACAUUAAAAGAAGAACCAUUGGUAGUUGCUAGCUUAACUGAAGUGUUUUCAGAAAGCAACAUUGAUGACAAAACAGAAUCUGAAAAAGAUCAAUUAUCAGUUGAUAACAAUGUUAAAGAAAUACAACAAGAAGAACAUCAUGAUGAGCAUAAACAUAAUACUGAAAUCGAGAAUACAUUAAAAGAAGAACCAUUGGUAGUUGCUAGCUCAACUGAAGUGUUUUUAGAAAGCAACAUUGAUGACAAAACAGAAUCUGAAAAAGAUCAAUUAUCAGUUGAUAACAAUGUUAAAGAAAUACAACAAGAAGAACAUCAUGAUGAGCAUAAACAUAAUACUGAAAUUGAGAAUACAUUAAAAGAAGAACCAUUGGUAGUUGCUAGCUUAACUGAAGUGUUUUCAGAAAGCAACAUUGAUGACAAAACAGAAUCUGAAAAAGAUCAUAUAUCAGUUGAUAACAAUGUUAAAGAAAUACAACAAGAAGAACAUCAUGAUGAGCAUAAACAUAAUACUGAAAUCGAAAAUACAUUAAAAGAAGAACCAUUGGUAGUUGCUAGCUCAACUGAAGUGUUUUCAGAAAGCAAUAUUGAUGACAAAACAGAAUCUGAAAAAGAUCAAUUAUCAGUUGAUAACAAUGUUAAAGAAAUACAACAAGAAGAACAUCAUGAUGAGCAUAAACAUGAUACUGAAAUCGAGAAUACAUUAAAAGAAGAACCAUUGGUAGUUGCUAGCUCAACUGAAGUGUUUUCAGAAAGCAACAUUGAUGACAAAACAGAAUCUGAAAAAGAUCAAUUAUCAGUUGAUAACAAUGUUAAAGAAAUACAACAAGAAGAACAUCAUGAUGAGCAUAAACAUGAUACUGAAAUCGAGAAUACAUUAAAAGAAGAAUCAUUGGUAGUUGCUAGCUCAACUGAAGUGUUUUUAGAAAGCAACAUUGAUGACAAAACAGAAUCUGAAAAAGAUCAAUUAUCAGUUGAUAACAAUGUUAAAGAAAUACAACAAGAAGAACAUCAUGAUGAGCAUAAACAUAAUACUGAAAUCGAGAAUACAUUAAAAGAAGAACCAUUGGUAGUUGCUAGCUCAACUGAAGUGUUUUUAGAAAGCAACAUUGAUGACAAAACAGAAUCUGAAAAAGGGCAGUUAUCAGUUAAUAACAAUGUUAAAGAAAUACAACAAGAAGAACUUCAUGAUGAGUAUAAACAUGAUACAGAAACCGAGAAUACAUUUAAAGAAGAAACAGUGGUAGUUGUUAGCACUAGUGAGGUGUUUUCAGAAAUUAAUAUUGGCGACAAAACAGAAUCUGAAAGAGAUCAAUUAUCAGUUGAUAACAAUGUUAAAGAAAUACAACAAGAAGAACAGCAUGAGCAUAAACAUGAUACAGAAAUUAAAAAUACUUUGAAAGAAGUAUUGGUUGUGGUUGCUCGCACUAGUGAGGUGUUUUCAGAAAGCAACAUUGAAGUCAAAAUAGAAGACAAUAUUGAAUCUGGAAAAGAUCAAUCAUCAGUUAAUAAUAGUGUUAAAGAAACACAACAAGAAGAAAGACAUAAUGAACUUAAAAAUGAUACAGAAAUCAAAAAUGCAUUGAAAGAAGAACCAGUGGUAGUUGCUAGCACUAGUUAUGUGUUUUCAGAAAGUUACAUUGGCGACAAAACAGAAUCUGAAAAUGGUCAAUCAUCAGUUGAUAAUAAUGUUGAAGAAAUACAACAAGAAGAACGUCAUGAUGAGCAUAAACAUAACACAGAAAUCGAGAAUACAUUAAAAGAAGAAACAGUGGUAGUUGCUAGCACUAGUGAGGUGUUUUCAGAGAGCAACAUUAAAGACAAAGUAGAAGACAAUAUUGAAUCUAAAAAAAAUCAAGCAUUAGUUGAUAAUAAUGAUAAAGAAACUCAACUAGAAGAACGUUGUGAUGAACAUAAACAUAAUAAAGAAAUUGAAAAUAGAUGGAAAGAAGAUCCAAUCGUGGUUAAUAUCGCUAGUGAUUUCGUCACAGAAAACAAAGAUAUAAACAAAACAGAAGACAAUAUUGAAUCUGCAAAAGGUCAAUCAUCAGUUGAUAAAAUUGUUACUGAAACACAACAAAAAGAACCCCGUGAUGAACAUAAACAUGAAACUGAAACUGAACAUUUAUUGACUGAAGAACCGGAAAAACCAAUUGCACCCAUCAAUCAUCAGUCAUCAGUUGAUUGCAUUAAUAAUGAAAAUCAAGAAGAAGUGGACUGUAAUGAACAUAAGCAAGAUACUAAAGCAGAAAAUGCAUCAUCUGAGCCAGUUCUGGUAGUUUGCGUCAGUGAGGUCAGAAAACAUUCAGAAAACAACAAGGAAAAUAAAAUAGAAGACAGUGUUGAACUCGGAAAAGAUCAAUCAUCACUUAAUAACAUCGUUAAAGAAGUCCAACAAGAAAAGUGUUACGACGAAUUUAAAGAUGAGACUGAAACUGAACAUUCAUUAAAUAAAGAACCAAACGAGAAAAUGGAAUUUAAACAACACAAAGCAUCAGUUGAUAACAUCGUGUAUGAAACAAAAGAGCAUGAACAUUUUGAUGAACACAAAAAUGACAUUAAAAUAGAACAUGCAUCAAUUAAAGAUCCAGUUUCAGCUAGCUACAAUAGUGAGGAAGUGAUAGUAACAAAAAAUUUGCAUCAGCAAUCAGUUAACGGUUUUGUUGAACAAAAUCAACACACAGAACAUCGCUAUGAUGAUCGCAGCAAUGAUGUUCACCAUGUUUGCAAUCCUUUAUUGAUGAAUGACUCAAAGACAUAUUGUGAUGAAUCUAUAACAUGCACUACAGAAUUUUGCAAAAAUGAUGAAAAAGAAGACAAAAGAGGAAAGAAAAUUGAAACAGAAUUACAUCAUGAGUCAGUUGAUACCUUAGUUGAAGCAACUUUACGUGAAAUUUCACCGUGAAGAUCACAUUCAUCAGGGUUAAUAAAACUAGGAAAUGAACACAAACUGUUGAAUGCGGAAAUAAAUACUCCAGUAUUAGUGAAAAAAAUAACUUUGAAAACCAUAAAUUCUAAAAUCUACUUUAAGAUUCCAAAGAAUAUUA
Molecule: messenger RNA, 9349 nt
Organism: Hydra vulgaris (swiftwater hydra)
Lineage: Eukaryota; Metazoa; Cnidaria; Hydrozoa; Anthoathecata; Hydridae
Biological process (GO): N-acylethanolamine metabolic process; N-acylphosphatidylethanolamine metabolic process
Cellular component (GO): membrane-bounded organelle; cytoplasm
Molecular function (GO): N-acylphosphatidylethanolamine-specific phospholipase D activity
Source: RefSeq, a predicted model, not a curated record